AUGAACAACGGGAUCAUCGGCAAAGAGGGGCCGGGAAAAUCCGCGUUUCUGGACAGCGGGCCGCCAUUGCUGAAGCGCACGGGGCACGCGCGGCGAUACUCCCUGGGCGGCAGCGGCGACUACCCCCGCAGCAUCAGCGCGAACGGCAUGGAGCUCAGCCGGGCCGACUCGCUCUCCUCACACCGUCGACCCGCAUUCCCCCCUUCAAAAAGCCUGUCAACUAGUUUUACCGCUGGACUGGCAACAGAGGCUCCUGGGAGAGAGGAAGAGAGUGGUCCUGGGAGGGGUACGAUUGGGACAAGCGACAGGAGAAGCAGAGGGAAGAACGGCUUGGCGCGCUUGGGUGAUGAUGGGAGUGAGGGGUACGACUCGGACGAGGAGUUCGUGAAGCUGUACGGGCUGGUCGCACAGCACCGCGCUGCAGAGCGCGCCAUCGUCUCCAACACCUUCGCGAAAGUGCUGGCGAAACCUGCCAGCAGCGGUUGUAGCCCUAGGGUGGGGACUGGCAGCAGCUGUGGCAGCAUUAGGUCUGGCGGCGGUCGGAGCCCCACGGGUGGGACCGGCAGCGGCUGUAGCAGCAUUGCGAGAUCAAGAAGUGGGUGCCUCUCCAUGGCUCCGUCCGGCAGCGGCUGUAGCCCCAAGGAUGGGACUCGCCCCAAGUUCACGUCUCAGAGCGGCAGUGGCAGCAGUUUCCGAUGGGCUGGUGGCGAUAUCAUUUCCACCACCAACGAUAAGACGUGCGGUAUGGCAGCUGCUGAUGAGCAUGAAGGCAGUGCGCCCGGCUGUGCUGACAUGCUCCCAAAUCAUGGAAGCACAUCAGUUGAGCCGCUGCUUCUAAGUCCCAAAGCAGCAGCGUUGGGACCUCGUGCUGCUAUCAAGGGGAAUUCAGGGAAUGCGCCUUGCGCCGUUCUGAGGAAUCGGAGUCGAAUGAGCCUCGAUUCUGCAGUGGUGAAUGUGGCGUUUACCGGUGCUGACGAGAGGGAGAGCGUCGAAUCGCUGAUGGACCUGGGGAAGAUACAGAUGAACCAGCGAAUACAUGGGCACGAGCAGCAGUCGCAGAGGGAGAAGGGCUUUCUGAGGUACCAAUCAGUCGCUGUGAUGGGCACUCCCGUGGCGUCACCGUUGCCCGCUCGUUGCGCGAAACCCGAGAAUAGCCGCGUGGUGAUCUCACAGGGGGAGGGCGGGGCGCUAGAGGUGCGCAUCCCCGCAGCGGGGUUCUUCCCGGAUGGCGCGGUGGGGUGGAUCCUCUGCCUGCUCACGCCCUUCCUCAUUGCGAUCGCAGUGGCAGUCGCCAUUUUCCUGCCCUUCACCAUCUGCAUCCUCUGCGGCUACGCUGCCUGCUCCUUUGCAUGGAUCAAAUCCGCAACUCGCUCGGAGACCAUUGUGCUGUCGCCUGAUAUCUUCACCAUCACCACCUCAAGCUCUGGCUCGACCAAGCGGAAGCAGGGCAGCACACUACUGGUGCGCGCCAUUGUGGUGCAGAACUUGAACUCCCCACAGCCGCUGCCACCCCCGCCAGUGCAUAGCAUCGCUGCCCAAAGUCCCAUCCCUCCUCCUCCUGCCCCUCUCACGCGCUCAGCAGCUAAGCCGGCAGAGCUGGUGUGCAUGUUUGUUGGGAUGGAGCAGGAGGAGUACCGGUUUGGCAAGACACUGAGCGAUGCGGAGAAGCACUGGGUGGUGGGUGAGCUGUCGCACCACUUGCAUACAAUGCACAUGCUCCCAGCGCAACAAAAUGUUUAG
Closterium sp. Yama58-4 is the source of this 1740-nucleotide messenger RNA. Lineage: Eukaryota; Viridiplantae; Streptophyta; Zygnematophyceae; Desmidiales; Closteriaceae. The record is from the annotation of a GenBank genome assembly.